AACCAUUUCCAUGGAAAUGACAAAACCCUGAAAAGAAAAAACCCAUUUCCACACCAGAAUCCAUUUUCACCAUGAGAUACCUUUCUCCCAAACUCCCCUCCCUUCCAUGGCCGUCGUCGUCGUCGUCGUCUCGUCUUCUUCUCCUUCGGGUGUCUCAUUUCUCCUCCUCCGCUUCGUCGUCGUCGUCCUCCUCCAAUUCCUACUUCUCUUCGAGGCGGAAGGAAGACGAGUCUCGGAACGUCAAGGUUUCGGUGUGGUGGGACUUCGAGAACUGCAAUGUGCCCUCCGGAAUCAACGUCUUCAGAAUCGCCCCCACCAUCACGGCCGCCAUCAGAGCCAACGGCAUGAAGGGGCCCAUCGAGAUCACCGCCUUCGGCGACAUGUUGCAGCUCUCCAAAUCCAAGCAGGAGGCCUUGUCUUCCACCGGGAUCAAUCUCAACCACAUUCCCCGCGGUGGAAAGAACAGUGCCGAUAGAUGUCUUCUUAUAAAUCUUAUGCUUUGGGUAUCUCAAAAUCCUCCACCAGCACAUCUUUUUUUGAUUUCUGGCGACAAGGAUUUUGCUACCAUUUUACACCGUUUAAGAAUGAGCAACUAUAAUAUAUUGCUAGCAGGUCCGGAACAUACUCAUGGCGUCCUUUCUAGUGCUGCAAGCAUCAUGUGGUAUUGGAAUGAUUUGCUUCGCGGCGAGAACCUUGAUGGAAAAUACUUUAACCAGCCACCAGAUGGUCCUUAUGGUUCUUGGUAUGGCCAUUAUAAAGUGCCUCUUCUAGACCCUUUUCCAGAUCCUGAGCAAUCAGAGGAAUCAUCUGAUUCAGAUGAUAAGCUUCAUCCAGUUCCAAGGGAUCUUUUAAAGCGUAUUCGUCAGAUAUUGAAAUCACACCCCAAAGGACUCCUUAUGAGUGAGCUGCGCAAUAAGUUAGAGAGAAGUGGUUUUAGUUUAGAUAAAGAAUAUUAUGGAUAUAAAAAGUUUCUCCCCUUUCUUGCGGCACAAGAAGACAUUCUUAAAGUUAAGCAAGGAAAUCAUGGUCAAUUCAUUGUUUAUGGCGUCUAUCAAAAAGUUCCUGAAGCUUUUGAGGGAAACGAAGGUAUGUACUCUGUACCUGAUAGUGACAAUGAAAAUGAGGAUGCCAAUGCACCUUCCAAGUUAAGUUGUGAUGAACGCUCUUUACAAAGAUCCCCUGAGAAGCGGUCAAUAAGUCCUUCCUCAGACCAAAAUGAGGUGGACAUCUUGGGAAAGGCAUAUCAGCCUUCUCCCCUUGACGGGAAUGUCACCAAAGCCGUUAAUGCAACAGAAGCUGACAGUUCGUUGCCUCCUAGAGAUGAAAAGAUUGUUGAAACCAUUAAUCCACCAGAAUCUGAUGGUCAGUUUCCUCCUGGAGAUGAGAAGAUUGUUGAAAUGGCUGAUGCACCAGAAUCUGAUGGUCAUCCGCCUGCUCUAGUGGAAGAAGACUCUACUUCUGACGCUGGAUUUUUCAGAAGAAUGUGGAGACAAUGGUUUCAAAGUAAAAGCGGUGAUUUUGAUGUCAAGAGUUGCAAAGAUCAAGAAAAAUAUGGUACAUCUGCCAGUGGUUCUGAGAAGGAAAGUGACACCGCUUUAGAGAAACACUUUACUUCUAAAGAUAGCUCUGCAAAGGGAACUGAUGAGGACAAGGAUUCAAAAUCACCAGUUGGUUUUGUUGAUUUGGAACAUUCUACAUCACAUUCUACGUCCAAUGAGCCGGUCCUUGAUAGGGGAACCGGCACAAGUCCAGCAUUUCUAGAUCGAAUACGAAAUUGGUGCCAAUUUUGGAAAAGUACCUCGGACUUUGACAAACCAAGUGAUCUUUCCUCUGAUAAACCCAACGUGAUCAUUACUGAUUCUGGAAAGGAGCUUUUCUCAAAAGAUUCGUUUUGGAACAGUAUGAAAUCUUUUGUGCAGACACCUGAAGGGUCACUUCUUGUCUCUGAAUCAAAAGCCAGGGAACAGAUGGCUCGCGAUCUUCAAAGUAAAGGACCUGAAUGUCUUCAAUCUCUCGGGGAAAACGAUCUCCUCCACUUAGUUGAUUUACUUAUAUCAGAGAAGAAGUGGGUAGAAGAGUGCCCCUCUGAAGUUUUCCCUUUCAAACUCACUCAGGUCGAAAAGAGUUUGUCUUUAGAUCAUUCGAAAGGGUUGAGUUCUAUUCUUGCAGGCACAUCAACAUCCACCUCGGAGAGUUUAUCCAAGCACGAUGGAGAAGGAAAAUCUGAGAAUGUUUCUCAUGUUGAGUCUUCUUCUUUCACCAAACGUAAACUUCCAGUGAAGUCCAGGGACGAGGUAUUGGCUGACUGUCAAAUGCUUGUAAACGAGAUGAUGAGAGAGCAUCCCGGAGGAAUUCUUGUAGGGUUGUUUAGAAAACAUUUCCUUCAAAAAUAUGGAUAUCAUCUUAAUCCACAGCAACUUGGUUUUGAAAGGUUGAGAUCCCUGUUAAGGACUAUGUCUGGCGUGAAACUACAGGGCGGUUAUCUCAGUCUUUCGAGUAUUACCUCCAACACUGCAAGCUUGGAAGCUACUGUCCCUGAUAAGCAAGAAAAUAUCAGUCAUACAGUAGCCUCAGAUAUUGAAUUAUCCGGUGAAUCAAAGAGUGAUGACAGUGAUGACUCACUGUGGGAAGAACUAGGGCCCAUUGUCUCCCCGAAGUUCAAAAUUAAACCGGGAUCAGCCAGGAAGAGUGCAGCCAAAUCGGCAGACAACCAGAACAAUUUUGAUUAUGAACCUGCCAUUUCGGAUGAUGAAUUUUCUGAUCCAGGAGAAACAUUUCCUGCAAGCGGUGCAGAAGGGAAUAGGAAGGGCGGUUCAGAGGAGUCUAGCUCUCUACUUCAAAUCCUCGAUUCUUGGUACAGCAGCAAGGGCCGCGACAAUUGCAAGGACUCAGAGAAUGUAGAUGGGGCGGUUGCUUUGGGAACAAACACUGCCAAGUUAUCUGAUUCAUUUAUUCUUGGUCCCAAGAGUGAGACUUCUUUGAAGAGCCAAGGGAGGAAGCAUAGGCCUCAGAAGACAUACUCUUUUGUUACAGACCCAGAUAGUAAGGACAACAGGGAGAAGCUCGUCGAUGGCGUUCUAGAAAAUCUAAGAAAAUCCAAGGCCAUGUGCGAGUAAGAGGGAGGUGGCCAUACAAAUUAUUGUUUCCUAUUAAUGGCGGGGACCUUGGAAUUCAGGUGAUUAGUUCCACAUUAAAGAAAGUUUAUGGUAAUUCUAGGAGUUAACAUCGUCAUUGUUGUGAGGUUUAGGUUUACAUUGAUGCCAUUUUUGUUACUCGUAUCAUUAUGGAAUUAGGAAUUCCAAAUAUGGAAAACUAAAGGUGGAUAGAGAGGAAAAAAAAAGAUGCGAAUCUCUAAAUUUAAGGAUGCAUCCUUAGAUAUAUAAGUUCGAAUUUUGGAAUGAAGUAAUAUUCCAAACGAGCAAGUAAUAUUAUUCUUACUCAUC
This is a messenger RNA of Morus notabilis, 3443 nucleotides long. RefSeq lists its product as uncharacterized. Gene Ontology annotation, molecular function: RNA nuclease activity. Gene Ontology annotation, biological process: regulation of gene expression. The transcript is spliced from 3 exons. Gene Ontology annotation, cellular component: peroxisome. Bases 72 to 3116 code for a protein of 1014 amino acids. Lineage: Eukaryota; Viridiplantae; Streptophyta; Magnoliopsida; Rosales; Moraceae. The record is from RefSeq and is a predicted model, not a curated record.